UAAUGUGAUAGGGGAUGUACUCCAGCAGCUCCGAGCCGUGCAUUGUUCUCUCCCCGGAGCUUCAUCCACAGUAACAGCAGGUCCCGGUGCUCUGAACUUGCACUGAGGCCAUUUGUCGGUGGGAGAACAAGGAGGGACCAAGAGGGGAACUACUCCGACAUAAACACGACAUACUGUCCAUGUGAAGGAGGAGGUUAGUGCGAUAGGACAGCCGACAGAAAGGGCUCUGCUCCUUGAACUGGAGAUCAAUGGAAGCGAGGACCUCGUAUGGAUGCAGCCGGGUAUGAUGGCAGGUCGGACAUGCUCGUUGUGCCGACUGAAACAGUGUAAUACCACAGAUGGAUGCCCUGUGUAAUGGAGCCAAGAAACCCGAGGGCUGUGAUCCCGUUGUAGACCCCCGUCCGCCUCCUGCCAAGCUGGCUCGACUGGAACAAAAUGGAGCGGGACCCUCGGCCCAGGAGAGGAGCAGCCAGGGGAGUCCUGUGGCCAAAACCCCCUGUCUGGCCCAGAAACCCACCGCAGUGAGGUCACAGAGCAAGAGCUGGCACAGCAAAGGGAGCCUGCUGCCGGUGUUCUGUGUGGUGGAGCACAAGGAAAGCACUCAGGAGGGAGAGAGGAGAGAAGAACACGCUGAGUUUGUGUUGGUCAAGAGAGAUCUGCUGUUUAACCAGCUGAUAGAGAUGGCCCUGCUGACACUGGGCUACUCACACAGCUCUGCUGCACAGGCCAAAGGUCUCAUCCAGGUGGGCAGGUGGAACCCGGUGCCUCUGUCCUGUGUAACAGAUGCUCCUGACGCCACAGUGGCUGAUAUGCUCCAGGAUGUUCACCACAUUAUCACCCUUAAAAUACAGCUGCGCAGCUGUCCCAAGUUGGAGGACUUGCCUCCUGAGCAGUGGAGUCACUCCACAGUGAGAAAUGCUCUGAAGGAGCUCCUGAAGGACAUGAACCAGAGCUCUCUAGCCAAGGAGUGCCCCCUUUCCCAGAGUAUGAUAUCAUCUAUUGUAAAUAGCACCUACUAUGCAAAUGUCUCAGCUGCCAAGUGUCACGAGUUUGGACGAUGGUACAAGCACUUCAAGAAGACCAAAUGCUUCAAGGAGAUUGACAGCGUCUCUGACCAGUCCACACACAUCACCCUCACCCAGCAGUCAAUCUCAAGUAGCCCAGCUGAUCAGAGCUCAAACCUCUUUUUCUCGCAUGGAGAAGUAGCCAACAUCUGUGGCCGCUCCCCCCUCGGCCUGCGCCCUCCGGGGUUGGUAACCCAGCCUCUCAGCUCCCAAAUGGUCAACCAGCAGCUGGUGAUGGCCCAGUUUCUCAACCAGCAGUAUGCUGUUAGCCGCAUGCUAGCUGGCCAGGGUCUCUCACCGUCCCCACAGCAGUAUCUCAACCACCCGCCUGUAGGACGAGCUCCCCCCGCCAUGGUCUUCUCCAAAACCCCUGAUUCCCAAGCCCCACAGCAGGCACAGUGUGGCCCAGCGGGAGGCCCUGUAGCCGGGCCGCAAACCCAGACUUUGGCUGGGUCUUCUGUGGGGCCAACAGAUGUGCCAAUUGAAAUCUACCACUGUGUGAGGGAGGAACUGAAGAGAGCUGGCAUCUCCCAGGCCAUCUUUGCCCGGGUGGCCUUUAACAGGACCCAGGGCUUGCUCUCAGAGAUUCUGCGAAAGGAGGAGGACCCUAAACACGCCUCCCAGUCUCUGCUGGUCAACCUGCGGGCCAUGUACAGCUUCCUGCAGCUGCCGGAGGCUGAGAGGGAGCGCAUCUACCUGGAGGAGAAAGACAGAAGCCUGACUGGAUUCAUACCAAGCUGCAAUAACACGCCACCAAGAUCCACACAGUCCCGACUGUCCCCCGUUUCAGGAGACAGAGGGUUGUGGACAGACAGUUGUGUUCUCAAUGUCAGCGCUUCUAUCUACGAGGACAUCCAGCACGAGAUGAAGAGAGCCAAGGUGUCUCAGGCUCUGUUCGCAAAGGUCGCCGCCUCUAAGAGUCAGGGCUGGCUGUGUGAGCUGCUGCGUUGGAGGGAGGAUCCAAACCCAGAGAACCGGACCCUGUGGGAGAAUCUGUGCAUGAUCCGCCGCUUCCUCAGCUUGUCCCAGACUGAACGAGACGCCAUCUAUGAGCAGGAGAGCAGCAACACGACAGCACAGCAGCAAUGCGCUGACAGGCUUACACUGCUCAGCAAUGACAAUACACUGUACCAACGAAACUCUCCGCUGCCACAGCAACACCAUCUUCAACCCCAUCAACCCCUGCAGCCAGAUGCAGGACAUCACCUGUCGCCACGGCAACCAUGUGCUGCGUCACCAGCCGAGUCUGAGGCAGGGGGGAUCUGGGGGCACGUUAGAGUACGUCUGCAGGACAGGGGCAGUAGAGAUGGUGAGAGAGGGGACGGUAAGGACUGGGUUGAGGGGGAGCAGGGAGAGAGGAGCAGUUUGGGAGGGGACUGGGGUUGUUCAGGUAUGGUGAGGGACAAGGGUACAGAAAGCAAGGAGGAAGGGAUGGAUGGAAAUGUAGGUGAAGAAGAAUUUAAUGAAAUCAUUGGAAACAGCAACGAGGAGAUGGAAAAGCUCACUAUGAAGUGGCCCGGUGUGAAGGAUGAGGACCGAGGCGGAGUAAGGGUUUGUUCAGAGGCAGAUAAUGAGGUCAAAGGUGCAGAUGAGGUCCAGGGGGAGGGGUUAAGAGUCUCCCACGAAGCACUGGGAAUCCUGCAGAGCUUCGUUCAGGACGUCGGCCUCAACCCAGACGAGGAGGCCGUCCACACCCUGUCGGCUCAGCUGGGCCUGCCCAAACACACCAUCCGAGGAUUCUUCAACAGCCAGGAUCACGACCGGCAUCGACACGACAGCCGGAGCCCAAAACAGAGUCGAGAUACACAGCAUGGCUGCACGGACCCAAACCUCUCGCAGACGGACAUAACUGCAGAGGAACAGGAGGAGGAAGGUGAUAGAAGGACUGAAACAGAACAAAAGGAGGUGGAGGAGGAGACUCGAACAAAGAGAGAUGAAGCAAGCAACAUUACUGUUAUGAAUGAAUCUGACGUCGGCACUCAAACCAUCUGUCCUAUGAAGGAGGAGCAGGAGAGCUACAUCUAACCCAAAUCCAUGCAGUGACAUACGAGUACUGACUCACAGUGUUUUGGUAUUUUAUAGGUGGGUGUCCUCAAAUGCUAUUGAAAGACUUAAAGCUGAAUAUGUUUAUAUCCACACAGUACACCUGCAAUAGAAAGCUUAGUCAGCUCUCCAUUGAUUUCAGCACCAAUACUGCACUUGAGACAUAAUAUAACUGUGACCGUACGUGCAGAUAACGUUAUAACACAUUGUUUCUGUGUGGAUAUAUGUGUGAAUGGUACCCUGAACAAACAGUCCCAGAUAAGAUAUUACUGUUGAAAAAGAGUAAUUAUAGUUGGUUGACUGAUCUAAAGUUUGAGAAAAGUUCACGCCAGAAAUGCCUUGUAGAAAGUGGAACUGCCAAUCUGUUUUAUUUUUAUGAUUGCCAUUAUUUUUUGUUUUUCGAUGUGUUAUAUAUCAGUCAUUUUAAACUGUUAUUGUAUCUUACAUUGUUGUUUUUUGUCACAUUGUAUUAAAUAUCAAGUUUCCUGAUUCAGUUUAAAAAGAAACGAUAGUUGAAUUCGUAAAUUAUAUAUAUUGUUUGGAAUUAAGCUUUUCAUAAAUGACAGGCCAUCCUGUGCAUUUUUUACAACAGUGUGUAAUAAAUCAAAAGGUAAAACAUUGAGGUACAAAAAAUGAUCAACAUAUAGACAUCUAUAAUGUCUCUUCUGCAAAUUCCAGAGUCCAUUUAUGUUCCUAUCUCUCAACUUUAAUCGCAAAGUUGUGUUGAGAUCUUAUUUGCUCCUAAACACAUCAUAAUUUACAUACAGUGUUUCUAUUGAUGCAUGAAUCUAUAAAUCCCUUAAAUAGUUAUUUUGGAGAGUUUUAUGUUUACACAUCUUGUGGUUGUCACAUUGUGCUGAUUAACAUACUACUGAGUUACAUACUGAAGCAGAGGCACACAGCGUGCUCUAUGCAGAGCGCAAUGUUUGAUGUUUCUUCAUGAAGAAAGAUUGUGGACUGGAAAUAUAAGACUGAAGCCGUGCAGUGUGUACAUGAAAUGUUGAAAUUACAUGAAAGCACUUUUAUUUGUAAAAAAAAAAAAA
Messenger RNA from Anoplopoma fimbria (sablefish), 4150 nucleotides. RefSeq names its product SATB homeobox 1a (gene satb1a). The record is from RefSeq and is a predicted model, not a curated record. The transcript is spliced from 11 exons. Gene Ontology annotation, molecular function: RNA polymerase II cis-regulatory region sequence-specific DNA binding; DNA-binding transcription factor activity, RNA polymerase II-specific. Gene Ontology annotation, biological process: chromatin remodeling; regulation of transcription by RNA polymerase II. Bases 339 to 3089 code for a protein of 916 amino acids. NCBI's taxonomy places the organism in Eukaryota, Metazoa, Chordata, Actinopteri, Perciformes, Anoplopomatidae.